AUUUCCUGUGAGUCGAGGAUGCAGGCUUCAGCAGAAACCAACCUCUCUCAGCGACUCAAAGUAGCUAUCGUCGGCGGUGGAGUAUGCGGCUUGACAUGCGCAAUCGCUUUGGCCAGGGUGGGAAUUCGUGCUGAGAUUUUCGAAGCAGCACCACAUUUCGGAGAGAUCGGCGCAGGAAUUGGUAUCGGUCCGAAUGCAGCACGAGUCUUCGAGUCGAUUGGCGUCCUAGACGAGGUUUGCAUGAGAACGCAGGAGCCAAGACUUAACAUGCGUACAUUCCUCUUCAUUUCCGGCCAGGAGGGCCAUGAGCUGCUAUAUGAGUAUCCUGGAACCGAGAGAGACAGCGGACUGGGCGCAUACCGCCCGUCCCUUCUAGAUGCCCUCGUCCGCUUUGUCGAUCCGAGUGCAACCCACUUCAACAGGAGGUGCACGUCUUACAGUACCUCGGAGAGCAACCCACGGCAGACGACUCUCCACUUCUCCGAUGGCAUGACGUACGAUGCUGAUGUGGUGAUUGGCGCCGAUGGAAUCAAGAGCUCGAUCCGCGCUUCAAUGCUUGGAGAAGCGACCCGCCAGCCGGUGUACAGCAAUACGGUUUGCUAUCGGGGCCUGAUUCCCAUCGAGAAGGCCAAGGCAGCUGGCGUGAAGAGCGAUUUUUCCUCCGGGCGGCCGGUCUGCUAUAUGGGGAAGGACAAGCACAUCAUUGUCCUCGGUAUCAAGGGUGGCACAAUUCUCAAUAUUGUGGCCUUUUCAGCAGACCAUGAAGCACCUAUAGGCUCCAUCAGCCUCCCUGCAGGAGAGUCUUGGGUCAAUGAGGUUUCUCAAGAUGAGAUGCUACAAGUCUAUGAAGGUUGGGGAAGCGAAGUCACCAAUCUGCUGAAGUGCCUCGAAAGGCCGAGUAAGUGGUCCAUCAAUUUCGUGCACCCUGCCCUCGAUAGCUAUGUCAAAGGCCGAGUUGCUUUGAUUGGAGAUGCGGCACAUGCUAUGCUGCCACACUUGGGUGCGGGCGCUGGACAAGGCCUCGAGGACGCAUAUCUCCUUGCCCAGUUAUUAGGGCAUCCCCAAACCAACCCAUCAAACAUUGAGAUUGUCCUCCAGGCGUACGAUCGCUUGCGUAGGCCCCGUGCUCAAAUGGUAUGGAAUGGCAGCAUGCGUGCAGGUGAGAUUUACGACGGCUGGGGAGAACACGGAUUAUCCGCAGAAGGGGUAGAGCAGGACAUCAAGCGAAUGUGGGACCCCGUGUGGCACCACGACAUAAAUGAUGAUGUACGAGACGCAGUCGAAGGGCUCAAAGACGCGGGGGUGUUGGCUUAGACGUCAGUGCAGUACUCAGACAACUAUGAAUGAGUAUUGGAGCACAUGUCCUAUAUACUUCCACUGUCGGGACGGGCACUGCAACUGCGUGCUGAAUUAUUUCAAUGCUAUCAACAAAUCGUUCCGCAACAUGGAGAUAGUCGUCAUAUAAGUACACUCAACAGCGGAUAUAGGUAUACCUCAGGCGCCGAAGCCGUAGAGGGUGCGUCCGGACCUCUUCAGCGCGUAUACGACAUCCAAUGCAGUGACGGUCUUACGCUUCGCGUGCUCAGUGUAUGUGACAGAGUCACGGAUCACGUUCUCCAGGAAAAUCUUGAGAACACCACGGGUCUCCUCAUAAAUGAGGCCGGAAAUACGCUUGACACCACCGCGACGAGCGAGACGGCGGAUAG
Molecule: messenger RNA, 1706 nt
Organism: Laetiporus sulphureus 93-53
Lineage: Eukaryota; Fungi; Basidiomycota; Agaricomycetes; Polyporales; Laetiporaceae
Product: FAD/NAD(P)-binding domain-containing protein
Exons: 10
Coding region: 19-1314 (431 amino acids)
Biological process (GO): secondary metabolite biosynthetic process
Molecular function (GO): FAD binding
Source: RefSeq, a predicted model, not a curated record